AUGGCAUACUGUGAUUUUCGCGGGAAAGCCAUAGAAAUCUCGAAAAAAGCUACUGAAGAAGAUGCAAAAGAAAACUACGAACAAGCAUAUAAAUUGUAUCAGAAUGCUUUAGAGUACUUUAUGGCUGCAAUAAAAUGUACGUCGUGGUGGACAUUCAAAAAUAUUGUACCCGGUUCCUAUAUAAAAACAAAUUCAUCGAUAGAUGAGAAAAAUGAACGUUCUAAACAGACAAUACGAAAAAAACUUACCGAAUACCUUGAACGCGCAGAGAAAUUAAAAGAAUAUCUAAACAGCAAGGAAGAAAAACUCCAAAAGAACAAAGAUAAACCCCAAAAGAAAGGUUCUAAGGCCAAUGGAAACAAGAAAAAAGAAUCAAGUGAUGACGACGAUGACGACGAGCUUGAUGCAGAUACAAAAAAAAUGCGAGAGGCAUUAUCAAGUGCAAUUCUUAGCGAAACACCAAAUGUACAUUGGGAUGAUAUUGCAGGAUUGGAUGCUGCAAAAGACGCAUUAAAGGAAGCAGUAAUUUUGCCUAUGAAGUUUCCACAAUUGUUUACUGGUAAUCGAAGGCCAUGGUCUGGUAUAUUAUUGUAUGGGCCUCCGGGAACGGGAAAAUCUUAUCUUGCGAAAGCUGUUGCUACUGAAUCAAACUCUACUUUCUUUUCCGUUUCAUCUUCUGAUUUAGUUAGUAAAUAUAUGGGAGAAAGUGAACGCCUGAUUAAAAAUCUUUUCACAAUGGCUCGUAAAAAUAAGCCAGCUGUUAUUUUCAUUGAUGAAAUUGAUUCUUUAUGUGGUCAACGUGCGGAAGGAGAAAAUGAGCCGAGUAGAAGAAUUAAAACCGAAUUUUUAGUUCAGAUGAACGGUGUGGGACAUGAUGACACUGGAAUUUUAGUGCUUGCGGCAACGAAUAUUCCAUGGGAAUUGGAUAUGGCGAUUAGGAGACGAUUUGAGAAGAGAAUAUACAUACCGCUUCCAGAUUAUCACGCAAGAGCAAAAUUAUUCGAAUUAAAUGUUGGAAAUACGGAAUGUAAUUUUUAUACAGAAGAUGAACAAGGCAAUCCAGUUCGUUAUGACAAAGAAAAAGUGUUUCUAGAAUUAAAUAUCUCGAUUGUUGUCCGAGAUGCUUUGAUGUCACCUAUACGUAAAGUUCAGGCAGCAACACAUUUCAGAUGGACCGAUGAGAAAAAAGCAUAUUUAGUUCCAUGUUCGCCUGGAGCACCUGGAGCCAUAGAAAUGACAUGGAAAGACGUUAAGUCUGAACAGUUACAGGAACCAGAUUUAACUUUAGAAGACUUAAACAAAGCAGCACUUUUCGUAAAACCGACUGUAAACUCUGAUGAUCUUGGUAAAUAUGUCAAGUUCACAGAAGAUUUUGGUCAAGAUGGUUAA
Cetraspora pellucida is the source of this 1389-nucleotide messenger RNA. Lineage: Eukaryota; Fungi; Glomeromycota; Glomeromycetes; Diversisporales; Gigasporaceae. The record is from the annotation of a GenBank genome assembly.